Fusarium musae is the source of this 1092-nucleotide messenger RNA. RefSeq lists its product as uncharacterized. The record is from RefSeq and is a predicted model, not a curated record. Bases 1 to 1092 code for a protein of 363 amino acids. The transcript is spliced from 2 exons. NCBI's taxonomy places the organism in Eukaryota, Fungi, Ascomycota, Sordariomycetes, Hypocreales, Nectriaceae.
AUGGAUAAGAGCUCGUGGGAGACUCGAGCAGCAGCCAAGCGCGCCGCCACCCUAGACAAGAUUCCUUCAGAAUGGAGAUUAUCCUCUGAGGACAUCGAACGAGCUCAAAGCCAACGCGACAUCACAGGACCUUUUAUUGAGCAGUUCCUUGACGAAGAAACAGUUUCUAUCACAUCAUUAAAGACUGUUGAGAUUUUAAAUGCUGUAUCGGAACGAGAACUCACAGCCACCAAGAAUAAUUGUCUUCACGAAAUCAUCUUUGAUCAAGCAUUGGAACGCGCCCAGUUCCUGGACGAUUACUUUACCAAACAUGGAAAGACGCUCGGACCACUUCAUGGUCUGCCUGUCAGUCUCAAAGACCAAUUCCACGUGAAAGGUGUCGAUACAACAAUGGGUUACGUUGGUUGGGUAGACGGCAAUCUAGGUAUUGACUCUAAUAAGUCUCACACGAUAGAAAGCCAGAUUGUCAGCGAGCUACUCUCCCUUGGAGCCGUGCUAUACUGCAAGACAAGCCUACCCCAAACCCUUCUCUUCGGCGAGACAAAAAACAACAUCAUCGGCCAGACCCUAAACCCAAUAAAUCAGAACUUAUCUUGCGGUGGCUCGUCAGGUGGUGAAGCAGCGCUGAUGGCAUUGGGCGGAAGUUGCAUUGGCGUAGGGACAGAUAUCGGUGGGUCGCUGCGAAUACCAGCUGGUUUUUGCGGAAUCUUUUCGAUAAAGCCGACGUCAAAUCGACUAAGCUAUCGGGACGUUGCGAAUACGAAUCCCGGGCAGGAUACAUAUCGAUCUACGAUUGGAUUUAUGGGCACGUCGAUUGAUGCACUGGAGGUGGUGUUUAAGGCUGUUCUUAUGACGGAACCUUGGAUGAAAGACCCAGCUGUUAUACCGAUUCCGUUUCGAAAAGACGUCACCGAGUCGUAUCGGAGACGAGCGGAUGAGAAAGGAAAUGCCAAGUUUGGGGAGAGGCCACUGAAAAUGGGCGUGCUUUGGUGUGAUGGGAUGGUCGGACUACAUCCGCCUGUUCUUCGUGGGCUGGAGGUAGUGGUUGAGGCGCUGAAGAAGGCUGGACACAAGGUAUGCGCCAACGAGUGA